AUGGCGUCCACCUAUAAGCUUAAAGACAUCGAAUCACUAGAUUUGAAGAACGGGGAAAAGAAAGAAGUUGGCAUCGAAGAUCUCGGCGAUACAAAGCUGUUGCUAGUGAAACUGGAUGGCCAGGUUCAUGCUUUGACGCCAAAUUGCACACAUUACGGUGCUCCUUUAGUAAAGGGCGUGUUAACUCCAGAUGGGAGGAUAACGUGUCCGUGGCAUGGAGCCUGCUUUAAUGUCACGACGGGUGAUAUCGAAGAUGCCCCUGCACCAAACGCCCUGGAAAAAUUUGAAGUGUUCGAGAAAGAUUCUGCUGUCUAUGUUAAAGCAGAUGCAGAGUCCCUGAAACGCUACAGACGAGAGCCUAUUAGCCAAUGUAGCGUUGUCGGCGAUCAGAAGGUGGUUAUAAUUGGAGGUGGAAGUGCUGCCUUCGGAACUGUUGAAGUCCUUAGGGACCAGGGAUUCAAGGGCAAGAUAACGAUGAUUUCCCGUGAAUCAAAUCCUCCACUGGAUAGGACCAAACUCUCUAAAGCACUCAUUCCAGACCCUAAUAAGAUCCUUCUGAGGCCGGCUCAAUGGUAUUCAUCUGUUGGUAUCGACCUUCUCUUCGAUAAUGCUACCGCCGUAGAUUUUGAGAAAAAGGUGGUCUCCGCGGAGUCGGGGAAGUCAUUUCCAUACACAAAGCUUGUAUUGGCAACUGGUGGAGUGCCCAGACGGUUGCCUGUGCCUGGUAUUAAGGACCUUGGGAACGUUUUUGUCCUGCGUUUUUCAACGGACGUCCAGCAAAUUCUCGAGGCUGUUGGAGAUAAAAACAAAAACAUUGUUGUAAUUGGCAGCUCCUUCAUUGGCAUGGAGGUUGGAAAUUGCCUAUCAAAAGACAACAAAGUCACUAUUGUGGGAAUGGAAUCGGCCCCAUUGGAGCGUGUCAUGGGCAAAGAUGUCGGCCAGAUCUUCCGCAAACUCCUUGAGAAACAAGGAGUUACCUUCCACAUGUCGACUUCACUGGAUAAAGCAACGCCAGCAGAAAAUGAUUCAUCAAAAGUCGGUGCAGUCCACCUGAAAGAUGGCACAGUUCUCCCAGCAGACCUGGUUAUCUUGGGCGUUGGAGUAGCUCCUGCCACUGAAUUUCUUCAAGGCAACGCGGCAGUGACACUGGAGCAAGAUGGGUCUCUCAAAACUGACGAGUCAUUCGCUGUCAAUGGCCUGAAGGAUGUCUAUGCUGUUGGUGACAUCGCGACAUAUCCAUAUCGCGGACCUGGUGCUGGUCAAGGCGGCAAAACUCACGUCCGCAUUGAGCACUGGGACGUUGCCCAAAAUGCCGGACGUAGUGUCGGGUUCACACUAGCAAAUGCUCUCGCCUCUCCUCCCAAAGAUUUUCGUCCGAAGCCCUUUAUUCCUAUCUUUUGGUCAGCCCUAGGACAGCAGCUGCGAUACUGUGGAAAUACGAUGAACGGAUGGGACGAUGUUAUUAUUACUGGAGACCCGGACAACUUCAAGUUCGCUGCCUUCUACACGCUUGGCGAUACCAUUGUUGCAUCGGCGAGCAUGAAUAUGGACCCGUUGAACUCCAAGUGUGCGGAGCUAAUGAGAAGGGGGAAUAUGCCAGGUAAAAGAGACUUGCAGAGAGGUGUGGAUAUACUGGGACUAGAUCUCCCUGGAACGCUAAAGAUGUAA
Messenger RNA from Ophidiomyces ophidiicola, 1668 nucleotides. It is a transcript of the gene aif1, whose product is annotated as Apoptosis-inducing factor 1. Gene Ontology annotation, cellular component: cytoplasm. NCBI's taxonomy places the organism in Eukaryota, Fungi, Ascomycota, Eurotiomycetes, Onygenales, Onygenaceae. The transcript has 3 exons. Gene Ontology annotation, molecular function: flavin adenine dinucleotide binding; 2 iron, 2 sulfur cluster binding; oxidoreductase activity, acting on NAD(P)H. The coding region runs from base 1 to 1668 and encodes 555 amino acids. The record is from RefSeq and is a predicted model, not a curated record.